AUGGGGCAGAAGCAGGUCGGGUCAGUGACCUCAGCGGAGAGGGGGACCCUGGUCACAGUUGCCCUGGCAGGCAAUGCUCAGGGCGACCUUGUUCCGCCAUUUUUCAUCUUCCCCCGUAAGCGGUUCAAAGACCACUUCCUGAGGGGUGGACCCGUUGGCUGUGCUGGCAGCGGCAACCCAACUGGCUGGAUGAAGGAGCCAGACUUCCUCCUGUACCUGGCCCACUUCACCAGUCACACCCGUGUGUCCAAGGAGUCGAAGCUGCUCCUCCUGCUGGACAAUCACACGUCCCACCUGUCAAUUGCAGCAAUUGAUUACUGCAGAGCCAAUGGCAUAGUGCUGCUGUCAUUCCCUCCCCACUGCACCCACAGGUUGCAGCCAAUGGACAUUAGUGUCUUCGGCCCCCUUAAGGGAAAAAGGUGUCUGAGGGAGACCUGUGGACGAGCAGAAUCCUACAUCAGUUUAACCAUCCACUACAUCCCCCCAGAUUGGAAGCUGAUGUCCCACUGCUUGAAAACAAUGUAUUUCCUGGAAGACCACACCCACGCCCACAUUUUAGAAAUGAUUGACACCUUACCAAAGGCUGCAACAGUGAACAACAUCACCUCCGGGUUCUCAAGUCCAGGGAUCUGGCCUUUUAACCCCUCUGCAUUUGAGGAAAAGGACUUCGCCGGAGCCUAUUUGACAGACCGUCCUCCUCCCCAGGCUUCGGGUGACGAGGUCAGCGCUUCUCCAGGUGCCACUUCAGGCAUGGAUGUACCUGAUCGAGCUGCCGGGCCUGACGAAGCUGUCCGGCCUGAGGGAGAGGCCGUUGAAUUCAGCCCGGACAUCGUCCGGCCUUACCCUAAGGCCGGACCUAGAAAGAUCACAAAGAGAAGAGGGAGAAAGAGGACAACUGCUAUACUUACGGACACCCCGGUGAGGGCUGCUUUAGAGGCGGAAAAACAGGGAACUGUGAAGCAGCGUCGUCCCGCCAAGCAGCCUCCCUCCUCUCGGGCUCCCAAGAAGAGGCUCUUCUCGCCCGCUCCUGAAGCCGCCCCCCUUGCUGGAGUCACCCCUGGUGCCACCUCAGCUGCUCCUCCCACCAUCACCUGGCCCGCUGAUGGAGUCAGCCCCACCUUAGGCCUAGUUUGUCCUGUUCCGGAGGCAGCAGAGUUCACCACCAUUGCUGCCUCUACAUCUCCAAUUUAUUUAGGCCUAUCCAGCGAGGACGUCAGCUGCCUCGUGUGCUGCGAGCUCUUCAGCGCCUCGAUGUCUGGGGAAGAGUGGGUCCAGUGUGUAUUUUGCUAUAAGUGGUCGCAUGAGGCUUGCACCGACGGGAGUGCACACUACCUGUGUCACCUGUGUGACAAAGAAUAAAAAUAUUCAGCCUACUAUACUGUCCAUGUGUCUUCACUAGUUUGCAGUGGAAAUACUGUAAAUGUAGGCCUACAGCACAAUUCACUUAACAUUAUAGACUGAUUAACUAACUAACUAUGAGGCCUGGGUUAGGCUAUGAGUGGGAGCUUGGCUAUUAAAUAUUUUGCAGGGUAGGCCUACUUUUCGUCCAUCAUGGUAACGCAUCAAAAAUAACAAUGGCUACAUUAAAUUAUGACAAUAAUAAUUUAAUUUAGUGGACAUGCACACUUAAGAACUGCUGGGUAUAAGCUAUAGGCUAGCCUUCUACACCCUUGCUCUUGGUCACGACACAUGGCUUGCCGAUUUAUCCUUUUCUCCAGCCAUUACCAUCCAUCAGCUAGAGUGUCAAAGUUCUGCUUAUUAUGAUUUCAACAUAAUGUUCAUGUAAAUGUGCAGACAAUUACACAAUAUUUAUCAGAAAAAAUAAGUUUAGCCACUUACCUGUCCACAGAGACUUCGGAUGCUUCUGUGCGCCG
Messenger RNA from Gadus macrocephalus (Pacific cod), 1874 nucleotides. RefSeq lists its product as uncharacterized. Gene Ontology annotation, cellular component: nucleus. Gene Ontology annotation, molecular function: DNA binding. The transcript has 5 exons. The coding region runs from base 1 to 1359 and encodes 452 amino acids. The record is from RefSeq and is a predicted model, not a curated record. NCBI's taxonomy places the organism in Eukaryota, Metazoa, Chordata, Actinopteri, Gadiformes, Gadidae.